UUCGAGACUGGUGCUUACCGUGACUACUUCCAACUUACAAGGAUACUCAAUCUUAUCGAGAUCUUGAGAAUUGUGAUUAAGGACUAUUAUUGACAGUGAACUUGACAAAUAGAAUUCGUUUUUGUUGUGUUUUUGUGAUCCCUUGGAUUGAUCAAGUAUGGACUACCACCGGCACAUGGAGACAGCUCACCAGCAGCCGGAGCCCCAGGCCUCCUCCCAGUGGAACUACGGCUGGGGCCCGCCCGCGCCCGCUCCUCCGCCUCCUCAGGCGCCGCCGCAACCUCCCUCCCACCACAGGAACAAGCGCGCGCACUCCGAGAGCGAAGACGAUGCCUUCUCCGAAGAGAGCAGCAAGGACGCCACGUCCCCCGGGGGCGCCGGUGACUCCUGCCAGCUCAUGAGCCGCAAGCGCCGGCGCGGCGUCAUUGAGAAGAAGCGCCGCGACCGCAUCAACACCUCGCUGACAGAGCUGAAGCGACUGGUGCCCGCUGCCUGCGAGAAGCAGGGCUCCGCCAAGCUGGAGAAGGCCGAGAUCCUGCAGCUCACCGUUGACCACCUCAAGAUGCUGCAUGCCAAAGGUCUGGACACGUUAGCUUACGACCCUCAGAGGUACGCCAUGGACUACCACAGCAUAGGGUUCCGCGAGUGCGCAGCCGAAGUAGCGCGCUACUUGGUGAGCUGCGAGGGGCUGGACAUCCAGGAUCCGCUGCGGCUUCGCCUCAUGAGCCACCUGCAGUGCUUCGCGGCGCAGCGGGAGCUGGCAGCCAAGUCCAACUGGGGCUACCCACAGUACCCACCCGCACCGCACCACACCUACACCGAAGUAAGACAGGACCCCACGACGUCGAGUGCGGCCCCCGCCCCCGCAUCCUCGGCGGUGACGGCCCCGCUGUCUGCAGGCCCCAGCUACCCGCAUUACGCGGGGCCCCCCGCACCGCCGGGGCCCCCAGUGCCGGGCCCCCCCGCGCUGGGCCCCCACCCUGCCACGGCGCCCCACUACCCCGCCCCGUAUCCUCAUCAUCCGCCACACCACCAGUACUCACAGAACACCUCCAAGCCCUACAGGCCCUGGGGGGCGGAACUAGCCUACUAACUAUAAUUAUUAUGCAUUCGUUGCAUAAGACUUCUAACAUAUCAAAAAUAAUGAGUCAGAUAUUUUAUUAAAGAGUAUUUCAUAGUUUAAUUGGUAAAUUAUUAAUUAAUAAAAUUUCUAACUCCACCAUUAUAUUAUUAUGCAAGAACUGAGGGGCUGUUGUUGUAUAUUACAAGAGUUUAUUAU
Leptidea sinapis is the source of this 1279-nucleotide messenger RNA. It is a transcript of the gene Hey, whose product is annotated as hairy/enhancer-of-split related with YRPW motif protein. Gene Ontology annotation, biological process: regulation of transcription by RNA polymerase II; regulation of neurogenesis; anterior/posterior pattern specification. Bases 158 to 1093 code for a protein of 311 amino acids. Gene Ontology annotation, molecular function: RNA polymerase II cis-regulatory region sequence-specific DNA binding; protein dimerization activity; DNA-binding transcription factor activity, RNA polymerase II-specific. The record is from RefSeq and is a predicted model, not a curated record. The transcript is spliced from 4 exons. NCBI's taxonomy places the organism in Eukaryota, Metazoa, Arthropoda, Insecta, Lepidoptera, Pieridae. Gene Ontology annotation, cellular component: nucleus.